UGACAUAUGUCAGUUGCCGGUAUUUCUGUCAAACGCACUUGAAUUUUUUGCUGAGUCCUCUUUUCCACAUUGUCGUUUUAUUGCUAAUAGUUUUAAGCAAAUAACUUAUUAAAAAACUAGAAAUGUCUACCAAUUCCAAUUUAUCCGUGGCUGUAGUUUGUUCCUCAAAUAUGAACCGUUCUAUGGAAGCGCAUAACUUUCUAGCGAAGAAAGGCUACAACGUGCGCUCUUUUGGCACAGGCGAGCGUGUCAAGCUGCCAGGCACGGCAAUCGACAAGCCUAAUAUUUAUGAAUUUGGCACACCAUAUGACGCAAUAUACCAGGAUCUGCUCACAAAGGAUAAGCAGUACUACACACAAAACGGCUUACUGCAUAUGCUAGAUCGCAAUCGAAGGAUUAAAAAGUGCCCUGAGCGUUUCCAGGAGUGCAAAGAACAGUUCGAUAUUAUUGUGACGGUGGAGGAGCGAGUCUACGAUCAAGUGCUCGAACACAUGGAAUCAUGUGAUCCCAUCGAUAAUCGACCUGUACACAUAUUCAAUGUGGACAUUGAGGACAAUCACGAAGAAGCACUUAUGGGCGCUUUUGUUAUAACGGACAUGAUAAAUAUGGUAAUGAUCGUCAUGAUGAAGAGAAACCACAAAAUAUGCCCAGUUGGACUACUUGUACCAAUAUUGAUGUUAAGCUGUAGUCUGGAGGUGACAGAAGUAUAUGGGUUAAAGGGUGUGAUUGAGAAAGUCUUGGCAUACGUUUUCCACGCACCUAAAAUUUUAACUAAGUUAAAUUAUUGGUUGCAUAAAUAUACGGUACACUCCAUCCAAAAUGAACGUUUUAUAUUAUUUUUUCAUUCUCUUUUAGCUGGGCUACAAGAUUAUUUGCGCGAAUGCUGUAAGUAACAAUGUAAACGAUUU
Rhagoletis pomonella (apple maggot) is the source of this 908-nucleotide messenger RNA. RefSeq names its product RNA polymerase II subunit A C-terminal domain phosphatase SSU72 (gene Ssu72). NCBI's taxonomy places the organism in Eukaryota, Metazoa, Arthropoda, Insecta, Diptera, Tephritidae. The record is from RefSeq and is a predicted model, not a curated record. Gene Ontology annotation, molecular function: RNA polymerase II CTD heptapeptide repeat phosphatase activity. Gene Ontology annotation, biological process: termination of RNA polymerase II transcription. Gene Ontology annotation, cellular component: mRNA cleavage and polyadenylation specificity factor complex; nucleus. The transcript has 2 exons. The coding region runs from base 123 to 893 and encodes 256 amino acids.